AUGGUCUCCAAAUCACUCACCUCCCUCGUCCUCCUCGCCUUCACCCUCACCGGUGUCGCAGCGGCCCCCGCCCCCACCACCCCCUGCGCCCAAGUGCACAUCAUCGCCGCCCGCGCAUCGACUGAGCCCCCCGGCCCCGGCAUCGUCGGUCAACUCAUCACCCAGAUCCAGAACCAGAGUUCCCAGACCGUUUCCACCGACUCGGUCGAUUAUCCUGCUACGCUUGAGAACUAUAACGAGAGCUCGUCGGCGGGUACUGCGGCACUCAAGACCCAUUUGACCAACCAGGCGAAUAGGUGCCCUAAUCAGAAGAUUGUGCUUAUUGGGUACUCGCAGGGCGCUCAUAUCAUCGGUGACACCCUCGCCGGCGGAGGAGGCGGCCUCUUGGGUACCCGAACUCCCGCUAUCGACUCUAGCAUCGCCAACCGAGUCGUCGCCGUAGCCAAAUUCGGCGACCCCCGCCACGUCGCCGGCAAGUCCUACAACGAGGGCACAGCUCGCAGGGACGGCAUGUUCCCCCGGGGCCUCACCCAGGACUACAGCCUCACCUUCCGCUCGCGCGUCAAGAGCUGGUGCGACUUUAAUGAUUUGUUCUGUGCUUCGGGUCUUUCGACUAUUGUCCAUUUGACGUACCUUGAGAGGUACCAGAAUGAUGCUGCGAGGUUUGUUCUUGAUAAGAUUGGUGGUUAA
This is a messenger RNA of Coprinopsis cinerea okayama7#130, 690 nucleotides long. RefSeq lists its product as hypothetical. Bases 1 to 690 code for a protein of 229 amino acids. The transcript has 3 exons. The record is from RefSeq and is a predicted model, not a curated record. Lineage: Eukaryota; Fungi; Basidiomycota; Agaricomycetes; Agaricales; Psathyrellaceae. Gene Ontology annotation, molecular function: hydrolase activity.